AUGAUGCGUUGGUUGACAGGACUCUGGCUCGCAGGGUCCGGCCUAGCCGGGCUUGGUGCUGCGUUCCCAGCAAACUACGAUCCUCGCAAAGACGACUUCCCGACAGUCGAAACUCAUCCCUUUGCCGACUUUGGCCCCGUUGUGAUAAAGCGAGCGCAUAAGCCUGAUUUGCGAAUCUUGCCGCUUGGUGCGUCUAUCAUGAGUGGCGUCGGAUCAACGAAUGGCAACGGUCUAAGAAAGCCAUUGAGAGAUGCUCUUCGUUUCGAUGGCUUCGAGGUCGACAUGGUUGGUGGUCGAAACUCCGGGACCAUGAAAGAUAAUGAUCACGAAGCCAACCCUGGGGAUAUUUUGACUGAGAUUCGAACUCGACUUCAACACGCGUUGGGGUACAAGGCAAACGUAAUCAUCAUCAAUGGGGGCACGAACGAUGCAGUGCGGACGAUUGACCCAGCCGGCAUAUACCACCGAAUGGACGACAUGCUCAGCGACAUCUGGAACUCUGAGGACAUGGGAAACGCCUGCAUCAUGCUAUCAACUCUUCUGGACACUUCAGAUGAAGCUGGCGCCGUCAACCGCAUUUUCAUCAACCAGGAAUAUCGACGCCUAGUAAACGACCGCGAGGCUGACGGUAGAUGCAUCGUUCUGGCUGAUAUGGAUCCGCCGGAAGGGCCACAGCACGGAUGGAUACAAGCGAAAGACGCAAAGCCCGAAUGGGCGGACUACAAGCCAGACGAGAUACCACACACGCAUCCUAACGAUGAAGGACAUCGUAAGAUGGCUUACAUCUUCUACAGAGCUAUCCUCAAGGCGGUCGCACUGGGGCAGGUCAUGCCCCCGUCGACCGAAUUCGAAGUGGCUGACCCUGUUUGCGACAAGUUUUCUGGCUCAGGUCUCAAUCCGGGCGGCAGAACGCAGAGGGGCACUGGGAACGAUGAUGAUGUCUACCGUCAUUACAGCGAAGAGAUGGGAAUCAUCUGGUCGACGACCGAGAGUGAAUGGGAUCGCGACCAGUGGCGAUUUGCUCGACUCUUCUCAGACAAGUACGAUGACUUCAUUGCAUGGGUCAAAACUAGUGACACCUCAAACACUUUUGCAGUUUGGUCCAACUCCGGCGACGGUAAAGGCGAAUUCACAAAGCUCUCGGCCGACUUUGAUCCUGGCAUGUAUUGCGAUGCAGGCAGCCAAUACUUUAUUGACAUGAACGGUGAUGGCCUCGAUGAUAUGGUCUGCAUCGAUAGCAAGGGCAACGCGUACCUAUCCAUCAAUAACGGAGACGGCGGCAGAGGCGUGAGGCCGCCGACGUUCAGACAUCUUGGUCUGAUCAAGAGUACCGAAACAUCCAGCAGAGACAACGUACGCAUGGCCGAUAUCGACGGCGAUGGAAGAGGCGAUUAUCUUGUCAUCGACAAGCUUGGCACAGUCACCGCAUGGCGAAACGGAUGGGUCGACGACAAACCCAAGUAUUGGCAAGCUUUGGGUGUACGAUGGGAGGAUCAGUACACGCGAGAUAUCAAGGGUGUUCAAUUCCACGACAUCAACGGCGACGGUCGCGACGACUGGCUUUGGACGGACAAGACAGGCGCUACAACUACCUUCACGAACAGCCGCUCUUGUAAGAAGAAGAAAGAAGGCGAUGGUCUCAAUGUCGCUUGGCGUCAGGGCUUCUUCGAGAAAGAAGGCACCGGUCCCACACACAAGGGCGUCCCCGGCUACAUCACUAAGCAGGAGACUGAUCUCCGCAAACGCGUUCACUUUGCCCGGGUUUACGGAGGUUCAUCAUCCUUCGGAAACCUCUCACUCAAAGACUACGUAUUCCUUGAGCAUGCCAAGCUCAGCAACGGCAUGCAUAGCUUCAAGAUGCGCGUGUGGAAGAACACUGGCGGAGGUGCCUCCAAGCUGAAAAUGGAUGGCAACAAAUACUGUAACAUGGUCGGACACGCUGACGGGCGCUCUGACUAUGUGUGGACAUGGUCCAACGGCAAGAUGGAACUCUUCAUGAACCGAGGCAAGAAGGCCAUCGCCGACAACGAUGCUGAGGGCUUCUGGGACUGGAGUCCGGGUGUCAUCUGGACGCCGCCCGCGGCUAUGCACAGGCUGGACCUGCACCUCGCCGACUGGGACGGCGACGGCGCGUGCGAUAUCAUCUACGUGAACCCCAAAAACAACCAGUUGCGGGUGUUCAUCAACGAGUAUCCGAAGAUACAGUCUUGGCAAUUCACUGAGAUCAGCCAAGUGCCCACUCUCCCCUGUCACGAGAGAAGAGGUGUCGGGAUCAACGACUUGGCUGUUCGCUUCGCAGACUUAACUGGCAACAAAAGAGCCGACUUCCUUUGUCUCCGCCCAGAUGGAUUCAUCACCGGGCUGCUACACCAGAACGAUGGAAGUUUCAAGGCAGUGGGCCAAGUCAAGGUUGCUGAAGGCCACGACAGAGCCAUGCUUCGUUUUGCUGAUGUCAAUGGCGACGGAAGAGACGAUCUCUUGUGGAUUGAGAAGUUCUCAGGCGACACUUGGGCCUGGUACAACGAAGGCGAAGACGCAAGCAGACCGCUGGGGUCAGCAUUCCAUUGGCGUCAACAGACAGAGAUGGCGUACGCCGGUCUGGCUGCCGGAACAUGCCUCUUCUACACUGAUCUCUCAGGUGACUUCCGCGCGGAUGAGCACUAUGUCCUUGAGUCGAUCAACAACAUCGCUGAGACAUCUUUCAGCCCUGCAUGUGGCCUCAGCAAUGUGGAAGGCGACGACCCCGAGGGCGUUAUCGAUCCUAAGCUACCCGUGAGACCCGAAGAUCCCAACAGCGGCAAUGAUGAGGUUCCGGAGGGAAUCUGCUCAUACAAGUUCCUCGGGACUACACAGCUGACGCUCAAAAACACUUGGGAGAACUCGGGUGCACGUGCUAGCCUGGAAAAGUGGUUCGAGACGAACAGCCCGCCAACCUGGUCAACAAACUAUCUGAACAAGAUCCUCGGUACGCAAAUCACUUGCGGAGACAUCUUCCACUCUUGCGCUGGGCCUUCCAAGAAUUGCUCCGAGUACAACCCUCCCGAGGCUUUCUACGUGCACAUGCAGAUCGCCAACCUGCACGACGGCAUGGCCAAGUUCUGGGGCAUGAUGGUCAACGACAGCGUCACUGCCUUGGGGAGCGAUAUUACAACCAUUGUGAACAAGUACGGCACACCCAAGGACGAUACUAAUACCAUUCUCAACAUGCUCGUCGGUCUCUUCACGAGUCUCGCUGGUGUUGGCGGUACUAUCUCAGACGCUUUGCCUGGAAGCACAGGAGCAGGUGUGCUCGGCAAGUUCGUCAACCCCAUGACACUGUUCGCCGGCGUAAUCGCUAUCGCAGCUACAACAGCCGAAAAUGUGCCAGAGGUCGAUCCCGCCGGGCUCGAGCAGGACUUGAAAGACAGUUACAGCACUAUGUUCUCCCACAUCUCGAAUCACUGCAAAACUGCACUGAGUUCCGUGAUCAAUGGAGAAACAGUUCCAAGGAUUGGCGAAGAGGGCAUGCGGGAGUACAUUCUGCGCCAUUUUGACGAUGGUGCGUGGCUAAGUUCUGAGUGGGUGGGCGACAUGAUUGAUAUGAUGGCAACCAAUGUCUUUGGGAAAUUCAGAGAGUUUGCACUCAUCCGCUCUAUGAAGACGGCAAACAAGAGGGAGUACAAGUUCCUCGUCACGUCCGCCGAUCAAAAAGUUGUACCGACUGAGCUCGGUUACUUGUCUCAAUGGAACGACUCUACCAUUAUAGGUAAAGGAACUUCCUGGACUGGUGAUGGGGAGACGGCUAAUGGUGGAGGCACCUACCUAUCCGCGCCUAGGAUGCAUCUUUAUCGACGCCACAGACAAUGCCUGGCUGCCUGUGCAAAUGGCACAGUUGACGCGAGUGCGUUCCCUUCCAUCAUAGCUACUCAGUGA
Messenger RNA from Colletotrichum scovillei, 3912 nucleotides. RefSeq lists its product as uncharacterized. Bases 1 to 3912 code for a protein of 1303 amino acids. Gene Ontology annotation, molecular function: phosphatidylcholine lysophospholipase A1 activity. The record is from RefSeq and is a predicted model, not a curated record. Lineage: Eukaryota; Fungi; Ascomycota; Sordariomycetes; Glomerellales; Glomerellaceae. The transcript has 12 exons.